UGCUGCAUAGUUAAAGAAUUUGUCAAAAUAUGAUCUGAUAUCAGUUCAUCCAUUUCAUGCAUUUUAAGUCUGAUAUUUAGAGAUUUUUGACAUCUGCGCUUGACCCUCAGUGCAGGCGCCUAGUUGAGCUCUUGGCCGUAAAGUUGGAUUAUUCCCGAACUUCAUCCAAAAAUCAAACCACUGAUAAAAGAGCAAACUCCCCAAAUGAAACAAAAUCCCAUAGUUUAUUUUAUAUGCCAGCACGUGGAUCGUAUCAGAUGCAUGAUAUGUAGGUCUGAUGCUUUUUUAAUUCCCUCAUGGCUGGAAAUGAGAUCCGCUGCAGCUAUUGUUUGAUAUCCAUUACAAAGGGUUCAUUCAUUUUGCUGUUGUCGAUGAGGAGAGGCUGAGAUGUGACCUAACAUGCAUGUUAGGCCCACUGAAACGAUCUUGACACUUGUUUGAAUGCCUGUAGAUAUAACAGGCCGCCUCCUUCCAAAAGUUAUGUACGUAUCUAUGUUCGUGACUUUGUUCGCAAAGUUUCUCAAAGACUUCAUUUCAUCCACUCAAAGUCAGCUGACCCAUCAGGCAGUGACACUGGAGUAAAUAAAGGGGCGGACUCUAGAUAACUCAAUCAUAUAUGGGCAUGUAUUUAUCAUCUGGAGUGGUUUAAUCCAAAUACCUCACAUCAGUAUGAUGCUAAAUAUGAACUGAGACUAUGAGGAUUUAUGUUAACCUGCAAAUGAAGGUCAAAAGAAGCCCGUGCGCACAAAAAGAUGGGUAAACUUUGGCUUCAGGUGGCUUUGUAUCCACCAGCAGGCCCAGUUGAAAACAACUUGAAUGGCCUGCCAUAAGCUAAUAAGGGCCCUGAUGCCUUCCUUAUACCGUGCAUCCUGUGAGGCUCCCAGGAAUUCCGCUUUGAUUGCUGCACAUCCUCCCAGUUGCUCCAGUAACUUGGCCAUAAAACGCGGAUUCGUCUGGAGCAUUUGGAGUGUAGUGCAAUAAAGCGUCUGAGACCAAGGUUAUUAACUGUGACUAAGGGGCUGAAAAACAACGGCUGGGAGCAUUGAAAGCUUGUGUUCACGGACCUUUCCGGCGUCAUUUGUUUCAGCAUCUUACCGCGGUAGGAAUAUUCUGCGUUUGUGUCGCGUUGCACUGUAGGCCCUGCUGUCCUCUGUCCACUGGGUGGCGCUCCUCCGAUCAAUGUCAUUGCCGUGAAUUGAGAUAUAAAAGAAGUUUGACUCGCCGCUCAGCUGCUUUAAAAUAUGUCACCACAUCAGGAUUUCAAUGUUAAGGUAGGAACAGAAAUAUUGUCAUGUGCGUUUUAUGGCUACCAGGGGUUUCUUCAUGUCAUUUAAGGAAGGAGAUCUAUUUUUCUAGUUUAUCCCAUUUCAUCUCCAACUGAAAACUCAAGACGCUGUUUUCCAUUUAAGGUACAGAUGUUAUGAUGUAAUGCAAAUACUACUGGCAAAAUUACCAGAAGUAAGUUGUGCCAGUUUGUUUCUCUGUGAGCAUCAAAUUUAAUGUAGGUUCUCAGGUUGCAGUUUUGCAGAAUUUAUAGGCCUGGAGUGACUAAUGCGCACAAAGAAAUAAGAUCACUAGGGCCUAUAUUACAAACACUGUGUGGCUCACUGACUUUUAGAAUCCCCACACAAUUUAACACGUAAUUUAUACUUCAUUUUAUACAUCUUAACCCAUAGAUUUAUAUUGUUUAGUCGUUAUGUGAGCAACGUAAACUUGUGAAAAUGACAAAACUCAGAUUAUCCCACACACCAUUUGUUUAGUUUGAUCUUAAAAUGCAGUUUUGUUGUAACUUGUGUGCGUCAUUGUGCGCGUAUAGACACCGUUAGAGACAUUUUGACGCACAACAGUCAUUGUGGGAUUUUCAUUAAUUUUCUAACAUUUUUUUAAAAAACAAAAUUAAAUAAAUGAAUAAAAAAAAGUUUUAUGGCAAUAAUAAUAUAAGGGCAGCUCACCCACGGCGCACAUUGAAACAUCACAGGAAAUAAUCCAGUAGGGUUAAUGAUUAUUAUCAUUCAUUGCAGCCAGACAUGCUGCAGGUUUGACGCCAUAUAAAAUGGCUGUACAUAAACUGUAUCUGUGAUUUCUAGACUUUAUGGCUCCAGACUUAAAGGAAAAUGGAGGUAGCCGAUGUUGUAUUUCACCCACCUCUGGAGCCAUCUUUAGGCUGAUCUAAAUCUAUAGGCCUGCGUUAUAAAAUCCUGACUAUUGUCUUUUAAGGAAGGAGGCAUCGGUCAAUGUAUUUCUGACUUUAAAAAAAAUAAUAUUGCAGCAGCCCAGGCUAAUAAUUUAUGUGUCGUAGUUGCUUGCUUUAUAUUAUGAAGACUAGCAUUUAUUUUUAUUCAGUUACACGACGGACUUGUUUUACAAAAUUGUCUUGUGUAUUUUAAAUUAGGAUAAAAUGUCUAUCAUAUGACAUCAGGCCUCCUUAAGUUAUAGAAGUAUGUUCGUGUUUUGCAUGCUAUGCAUGUAUUUUUCAUUUAUUUUUUGCUUUAUGGUUGCCAGUUUUUAGACUAUUAUUACAAUUAUUGUUGGUAUUUUCGCCAUUACCUACAGCUCAGAUGCGUUGGCCUUAAACAUCUCGUAAAAAGGACAAAUAAAAAUAAAUAAAAUAAAAACAAGUGUAAAGGGCGCAAUGAGCAUUUUCUAUGUGCGUGAAUUUGAUAUUAGGUGUUGAUUUGAAAUUAAUCUUAAACUGAAUUUAGACAAAUAGUGGUUAUGUGUAUGUAGGCCUUGGAAUAGGUGUUUGCGUGUUUCUUAAUAGAUAGUAGGUAAAUACGUGGAGACAUGCACAAACUCCCAGUGCCUCUGUAAGGAGAUAAUAGCAAGAUUAAUAAGUUCUAAUGUCAUCCAAGCAGUAACGACCUACAUUUCUUGCAGUCUUGCCAAUAUUAAGUGAUCAUUAAGGAAAAUGUAGCUCCAGGGCAUUGUUCAGCUGUGGCGCUUACUUCAGUGUGCCUGCAUGUCACCUUUCUAAAUGCUCAGCAGAGCCUUUGCAGUAAAAGGUGUCUGGACGCAAUCAUGGCUAUUGCACCCACAAUAUUCACACCACAGUCAGAUAAGCUCCAGGGUCUCUAAAGGAAGUGACUUUGCACUGGUCUGACCAGCAAUGUGGUGACAUGAAAGACUGUUUGCACUGUUUUUGGACAGCCCAUGAGGAAUUUUAAAAACAGUCCAAUAAUAGUCACGAGAGCAGCACAACAAGGGUUAAGAGUCCCUCGACCAAAGAGUCACACAGGACCUUUUUGGAUCUGUGAUGCACCCUGUGCUUCUCAGAGGCACCCUUCAUUUUUACAGUGCUGUAAAAGUGGCCAUAAAGCUAUGCAUUGUACAUAAUUGUUAGGGACAGCUUUCAGCAACCGAGUUGUCAAAUAGGGGUUGUUGUUGUUAAGUUCACACAGGCAGCCCUGGGCUUACAGGAUCCAGGCUCAGGAUGUGAGAUUCAGCUGAGAUUUAAAGAAUUUACCUAAACCCAUCUGAUGCACCACUUUCCCCCCACAGUUUUCUCUUUACUUAGCCUAAAACAAAAUAUACGACACAGUGGAGCUGCCUGCUCGGACUGGGAGGAGUCUGUAGUCGCCUGGUGUUUUAAUUGGCUGCAGGCUACAGUGAGAAGCGUGAGUAUCAGUAAUUAUUCAGCAAUGUUUUGCACAAGAAAUGUCAGCCAGAAAGGGCUAUCUUCAUCCUCCGUCAAAUUAUACCACAACGAUGACAUGCCCCAACAACCAAGCUGGAAAUUCGUUUUUCGUGGACUCCUUAAUCAACGUGAGAACCGACAGCGGUUCAUAUUACCAGAGUAACGGGGUGUAUUUGCCACCGGCGUCGGAAUAUUCAUAUGGACUCUCCGGUGGCUCUUGUUUCCCGGGGAUCGGUAAGCGCAACGAGCCAAGCACCCAAAGCGUGAUCCCGUCUUCUGCUCCGUAUGUUCAGGGGAUGGAAACGUGGCUGGAAACGUCGAGAUCCUGCCGGGUGGAUCAGCCCAGCGGCCAGCAUAUGGCUCAGUGUUCAUUCUCACCGAAUAUAAAAGAGGAGAGCGCCUACUGCCUUUAUGAGUCUGACAAAUGCCCUAAAGGAGCAACAGUAGAUGACAUUUCCUACUCGUCUGCAUCAUGCCCGGUUACCGGCACAUCUUUGCCAGUCCCCGGCUACUUCCGCCUGUCUCAGACAUAUGCGUCCUCCAGGCUUUACCAUGAUGUCCAGCCAAACAUGAAUCAAUUUACUCUGCAACGUCCUACCCGCGUGGACAGCCAGUCCUCUCAGCCUCAGACUGCCUCUGCUGAGCCGGAGCGCAGGGAGAGCCACGAGGAGGCGCCUGUCCCUGCGCCCUGCGCCCCGGCCGGAGAGGAGGACAGCCGCCUCUCCUCAGAAAGCUCUUCUUCCCCUGAACCCGCUGAGACUUGCAGCGCGGAGUGUCCAGAAAAGCCCGUCAAAGGGGAUGGAAAAAUGGAAAGCACGGCCAACUGGCUCACAGCUAAGAGUGGCCGAAAGAAGCGCUGCCCCUACACCAAGCACCAGACUCUGGAGCUGGAGAAGGAGUUUCUCUUCAACAUGUACUUGACUAGGGAGCGUCGUCUGGAGAUCAGCCGCAGUGUGCACCUCACUGACAGGCAAGUCAAAAUCUGGUUCCAAAACAGGAGGAUGAAACUGAAAAAAAUGAGCCGGGAGAAUAGGAUCCGAGAGCUCUCCAGCAACUUCAGUUUCUCUUGAGACUGUCUGCGUCUUUGGCGCCCUCCUCCAUCCAUGGCAAGGGCGCCUGUGCAGAGCCUCCCAACCCAACUGUGAGAAUGUCCAUGGAAAAUAGGACCCUACUGCUAACUUAUUGAUUGUUGUUCUUUCUAAUUUUCACGUCUGUUUUAUUUUUUUGUCGUGGAUAUGUAUUUAUAAAUGGCUACAUUUGUAAAGUUGUGUUGAAACUGUUCAGAAUGUGACCACAAUGUUUCAGAGCUUCAGGCUUGUACAUAUUGUAUAGUCAACCUGAGUGAACCAUUGGAAUUUGCAUGCUGGACCAACCCUUGGGAUACUUGUGUUACAGUUACAUGUAGACCUUUAUGUGACAGCUAAGGAGCCCAAGAGGUCUGAUAAAUAUUUGCACAUUUUGCUGGUCAAAUUAAUAAAACCAUCCCUGCAA
Epinephelus lanceolatus (giant grouper) is the source of this 5125-nucleotide messenger RNA. It is a transcript of the gene hoxa10b, whose product is annotated as homeobox A10b. Gene Ontology annotation, cellular component: nucleus. NCBI's taxonomy places the organism in Eukaryota, Metazoa, Chordata, Actinopteri, Perciformes, Serranidae. Gene Ontology annotation, molecular function: DNA-binding transcription factor activity, RNA polymerase II-specific; RNA polymerase II cis-regulatory region sequence-specific DNA binding. Gene Ontology annotation, biological process: regulation of transcription by RNA polymerase II. The record is from RefSeq and is a predicted model, not a curated record.